Molecule: messenger RNA, 1487 nt
Organism: Rana temporaria (common frog)
Lineage: Eukaryota; Metazoa; Chordata; Amphibia; Anura; Ranidae
Product: ankyrin repeat and SOCS box protein 12-like
Exons: 3
Coding region: 16-1191 (391 amino acids)
Molecular function (GO): protein binding
Source: RefSeq, a predicted model, not a curated record
GUCAACAGCCCAAGAAUGGACAUAGCAAGCACGACCUCUCCAGCAUUAUUUUUAGCAGGAGCUCCGUCCCUUAUCCAUUUGUUGGAAGAGUUUAAUCACACCCAGUUACAUUUCCACACUUGUUGGAGUCCUUGUGAAUUGGCUGGAUACCAUUUGUAUACAAGGCAAGAAUGUAAAGAUGGUACAUCAGACCUGCACAUAAAUAAACUUACACAAAGCUUAUACAGCUUAUUCAUUCUGACAAUGGUUUUCUGCAGAUGUCUAAAAAUGAGUGUCAUGGAUAUCACAAAGAUUUUUGCCAUGUUAAAACCUAAAGAAGAUGAGGAGGCAUUAGAAGAAAGUCGCGAGCUUCAUUUGGCAGUGGCUAUGGAUAAUUCGCAAUAUUUAGUUUUUCUUCUCUCUGAUGAGAAGUAUAAGAAAUAUCUGAACAGUCGUAGUGGAUGGGGCGUUCCAGUAACACCCCUUCGCCUUGCUGCCUCCAAAGGUUCCUUGGAUUGUCUAAAGAUUCUCUUGGCCAAUGGAGCAGAAGUGGACAUACUGGAUGUGAAGGCUCAAACUCCUCUCUUUGCUGCCGUCAGUGCUGGACAUUUUGACUGUGUCAGAGAAUUACUUAAAGCUGGGGCUUGCCCUUCUGGAAGUAUCUACAAUAAUGGCUCUCCUGUUCUGACAGCUUCCAGGGAAGGCAACGCCAGCAUUUUAAGGGAACUCCUGAAAUAUGGUGCAGAUCCUAAUGUCAAGUGCAAAUUACCUGACUGGGCGGCAAGCAACACCAUUUCCACAGGACCACUAUACCUCUCAGCUGUGUAUGGCCACUUGGAGUGCUUUAGAACUAUGCUUUUCUAUGGUGCGGACCCCAACUACAACUGUACUGAUGAGAAUAUACUACAAAGGAUAAAGCAACCUAAAACUGUACUGGAUAUAUGCCUGAAACAUGGGUGCAGGACAUCAUUUAUAAAGUUACUUAUUGAUUAUGGAGCAAAUGUAUACUUGCCUGACCUCAACAUUGCUAAGUCAUUCCCUAAUCCUGAGGCAAUGGAGCUUUUAGCUAGAGAAAGAGUGCACCCAAAGUCUAUGAUGUCACAGUGUCGCCUGACCAUCCUGAAGUUGCUGAGACAAGCAGGAAAAACACAUCUUAUUGACCAACUGGGGAUUCCUCAAACUAUGAUCAGAUAUCUCAUGCACCAGACAUGAUGGAAUCCCGUAAUGGCGCAAACACCAAGGAAAAUUAGACUUGAAGCGUUAGCACGUUAUAAUUUGGCACUAAGCAGAGGAUUUAAACAUGGAACGGCAUAAUUAGCAUUCUAAACUGUGUGGUUUUGUCCAUACAAAAGGUGGAUGUAAUAAGAGAACUACUUUACAAUACAUUAAUAUCUACCAUCUCCUAAGGAGUAAAGCUGUCCAUUGCCUUAAACAGCAUCAAUCUGUGAAAUUGUGUUUUACAAAUUCUAAAAGGUGUGCAAUAAAAUACUCCUUUAUUGAUCAAAAAA